UCCUACCUCUCUAUUGAGGAGAGCAAAUAUGGCUGCAUAGAGCUGUCGAAUCCAACUGUGUUGGCAGCGUUUAUGUUAUUGUUGUUGUUGUCGUCGUCGCUGCAACUGAUUUAACUAUUUCACAUUUUCCCUUUCGGUUUUACUAUCUUAAUCGAUAUCUUUUAAGUUAUGCUGAAUUAUUUUGAAAACUUCACAUGAUGUCUUCUGUACAAUUAAAUUGCCAUUCUGAACACAAUGGACACCCAAGUUGAACUGUGUUGACACCACCUCAAAAGGUUGGUCAGUAGUGAGGAGCAUGCUAUUUGAGUUUUUGGGCAGGAUUGUACAGCCCUCCAUUGGUGUGGUUUCUCUUUGCCAACACCACAACUGCCAUCUGUCAUUGUUGCCACUGCACACUUAUCUCAGGCCAUGGACAGCUGGGUACCUAACCCUAAUGCUAAACCAUUUAUACCUCGAAAACGAAUGGUUCGGAAUGCCUCUGGCUUUCAUGUUCGGACAUAUUCAAAAAAGAAAAUACUGGCUAAAAUAUUUCAGGUGAGCCUGGGAAUAGUUCUCAUCAUCACUGUUAUUAUCAACAUCACUUUCCUCAUUGACACAGGUAAAAAACAGCAGGAUAACUAUGCCAAGUUGUCUGGAGUGAGCACUGACAUCCAUGAUAAACAGUCUAAAAAUGAGAAAUUAGGAAGAACUCUUUCUGUGAUAGUAGUAUCCAGUAAGGAUGCGGUUAGUGUCUCAGUUGAUGGGACAGCGGUUUUGCAUGAUGAAGAACCUGAUAAAAACCGAGGCAUUCAUGUUAUUGUCCUGAACCAAGCAACAGUAAGUGACUGUUUGUUUGUUUGUAUACAGGAAUUGCAGCUGGAUGAAGGAUCCUUUCAACUGAAACAGACUGCUCGCAAUGCAUUGAAGCAGCUUGGCAGUGAGAAAGCUGAUUUCCUCAACUGGAGAGACAUGUGGGCAUUUAUCACAAUUAAAAAAAGUGAGAAAGUUGCUGAAGCAUAUAGCAAGUCUCUUGAUUUAUCAAGUUGGGGAGAAAAAGUGACUCUCACCGCAGCAAUACCAUUAGUACCAGCUGAAUCAGAUGAUGAAAUCAACAAUCGGCGUCGGACAUUCUGCUCUAAAGUUGAAGGUUAUGGUAGUGUUUGUCAGUGCAAGGAUCCUGCCCCAAUUGUUUUCAAUCCAACUACCCUCCCACAACAGAAAAUCUCACAGGUGCCUGUAGCUGUGAUAGCAAGUGACCGGCCGCACUAUUUGUACAGAAUGUUGCAGUCAAUCUUGUCAACUCCUGGAGCUAAUCCUGGCAUGAUAACAGUAUUUAUUGAUGGUUACUAUGAGGAACCUCUUGAAGUAACUAAAUUAUUUGGUUUGAUUGGAGUACAACAUACACCACUUGGAGUUAAAAAUGCCAGGAUAUCACAACACUAUAAAGCCAGUUUGACUGCAACUUUCAAUCGUUACAAGGAUGCUGAAUUUGCCAUCAUAGUGGAGGAAGAUUUAGAUAUAUCCCCAGACUUCUUCAAUUACUUUAGUCAGACAAUGCAUCUGCUAGAUGAAGAUCCCAGUAUUUACUGUGUGUCAGCAUGGAAUGAUCAGGGAUAUGAACAUUCAUGUAAGGAUCCGUCACUUUUGUACCGCAUUGAAACCAUGCCUGGGUUAGGUUGGAUGCUAAAACGUAAACUUUACAAAGAAGAACUAGAAGCACAGUGGCCAACCCCAGAGAAGCAAUGGGAUUGGGAUAUGUGGAUGAGAGCUAACUUUAUCCGCAAAGAUCGUGAAUGCAUCAUUCCAGAUAUUUCCCGAACCUACCAUUUUGGCUCCAAAGGAAUCAACAUGAACCCGUAUUUUCAGGAAGUUUAUUUUAAAAAGCAUUCUUUCAUGACUUUACCAAACGUUCAACUGAAAGACAUUGAUAAGAUGAAGAAAGACUAUUAUGAGGUUCUUAUCAAGCAACUUAUCCAAGAUGCCAAACUUUUAAAUCACAGCCACCCUCCUUGUUCAGAAGACUUUGUUCCUAAUACCAAGGAUGAAAUCUAUGUGAUGUACAUAAAUAUGACUUCAGAUAAAGACUACACAACAUGGAAACAUCUAGCUAAAUGUUUCCACCUUUGGGAUUUGGAUGUCAGAGGAUUUCAUAAGAGUAUGUGGAGGCUGUUCUUAAAGACGAACCAUUUAAUUAUCAUUGGGUCACCAGCAUCCCCUUACUCGGAAUAUAUGCCUGCCAACAUCCUGCCUAUCUAUUUGAAUGACAGUGUUCCAUUUCGGAAAGACGGACAGUGAUGUUCUUUUUUGUUUUUUUGUUGGGGGAUUUUUUUUUUCUGUUUAUUUUGGUGCAACACUUACUUUCAUUUUUUUGUUUAAAUUUUUCCUAAGGGAUUUUCCCUUUUUUUUUAUUUGAAUUUUUUUUUCUUGGUCAUUCACCGCAAGCUAAAUCAGGGAAAAUGGCUAACAACGGUCAAUGAAUACAUUGCUGUUAGCCAAAUAGAAGAAUAUAUACCAGCUGCCUACCAGCCAUGAUGUCGUGACUGAAGACACUCUUUGUCUUUCCAUAAACUUUUUAUCAUCCUCCACUAACUGUGGCAACUAUUUUGUAAUGAAAUUGUCAAAAGUGACUCAUUGCCUUUGUCAAAAUCUCUCUCCACAAGUCUCUAAAGAGAAUUUGGCAACAGCUGGUGCACCAGCAAUAAAUGUGUUUCUUUUUGACUGAACUUGCUGUAAACUCGAACUUGUAUAUCAGAACAUUAUAUAGACAGAUGCUUAUUUUUCUACACUUUCAAACACAAUUCUUGUUCAAAAUUGUCUUUAUUUUAUUCAAACUUCAGAACCAUUUCUAAAAUAAAGAAAACAAAACAAAAAAAUUUGAUAUUUCACUCAAAAAUAUUAAACAUAUUUUCAUAUUUUUCAUUUUGCUUAUAUUUUGGUUUUUAAUUUCUUUUUAGAAUUAUAUUUCUAACCAAAGCAUUCCAUUCAGAGGUUAUUAGGUUUUAUGCCAUCUUGAUUUUAAAUUUUUUGUAGCUUCAUAUACAAUCUUUUGUUUAUCCAAACCAACAAUAUUUGUUUAUUAAGCUUUUUGGCUACUUUUAUCUUUUGACAACUUAACUUGUUCUCUUCUGUUCUGUUAUAUUCAGAUCCAAGUGAAUUGUUGUUUAUAGGAUUCUUUUAGAGUCUUAAACUUAUGGUAAUCUGUUGAUGUCAGAUCCGUCCUGUGCUUAUUCUAGCCAUGUGAUUUAAUUUAUCUAAUCAUACUACUAGACAGUAGCAGUGAAGAGUAAGCUUCAACAUAAAGUUCUUAUUAUUACUGUUAUAGGUUUAAUUUUGAAGCUAUGCUUUGUUUUAUAAACAGAAUUGCUGUAUUCCUUUGGAAAUAUACUGCUGUAAGUAGCAGAUUAUUUUCGACUUAUUUUUAGAGUUUUUCCUUCAGUUCAGUCAGUACACUGAGAAGGUACACUGUAUUUUCUAUGAUUUUUAGAGUUACAGUUGAAUGAGUUUCAAUUAAAAUAUUUUGUUAUUUGAGUCUGUUGGUAAAUGUUUAUUUUAAUCAAGAUUGUAAGAAAAAUGACUAAAGACAUUUCUUAAGAUAGAUUAACUUAAAGCUUUUUUUAAUCUUUAUGGAAUUGGUAGUUUAAACAAUGGUCCUUCCCACUAAGAUAUAAGUGAGGAUGGAUGUUUUCUUCUCUUAACAAAAUAAGCAGCUGCUUAUUUUAGGUGGAAACCAUCUAAAUGUAGUAUCUCCGGAAACGUUUGGUUUAAGCAAGUCAUGUUAUUGCAAAAGAUCAGAGUUGUGUGUUUGUUAUCUUAACUGAGGUCUUUUACAUUUUGGUGGUUAACAGAAGAUCAAGAAGAGAACAGUAAUAGGCCAAAGACUGUUUAAAAAGCAGGUUAACAUGGAUGAACUUGUAGUUUAUGCUUCAUGUGUUGGAGUUGUCAUUCCUGGAUCUGAUAUAUGCCUUAGAUUCUUGGACGUUAUAGAUUCAUUAUUUAUUUUAGGGGGUAGAAUUUAGAUCAAACGAACAUUUAAAGAAGGAUAUGGGAACAAUAAUGGUUUAAAAUUUAUAACAACAAAAUCUAUGUCAACAUACAAAAAGUACUUAUUUUUUACUUCGACACAUUGAAGUUCCUCACUGAUAUAGUUGGUGUUUACAUCUGUUAUAUAAUCUUGUGUUAGAUAUUGUUGAUGAUGAAACAAUCUUAAGCCUUAUCCCUUUGUUUAUCAUAUCUUUGUUGUUCUUGUUCAUUCUAUUUCCUCUCAUCUAAAUCUAAAGACGUUAAGUUGCCAAAAGUCUAAGUUGUUUAAAUUUAGUCAAAAUCAUCAUCAUCAUCAUCUUCAUUGUUUUCAUCAUCAUCAUCACCACCUCCACCACAAUGCUAGUGAUAGCUGGAGAAAUAUUGGAUUUGUGGAUUUGGAUUCAUAAGUUCAUAUUCUACUGUUAGCACUCUGAUGUGUCCCUUUAGAAGCCACCUUGGAUUUUACAAUGACAUGACCCCUAAUUAAACAAAUUAUUAUUAAUUACACACAUAAAAAAAAAAAGUAGCCACAAUAUCUUGCUUUAAUUUUUUUUUAUUUUCUUUUGCUAUUAUUUGCCAAUUGUUUAUUAUGUUAUCUGCCAUUCUUGCUUUUUUUUUUUCUUUUGAAAUAUAAAAUAUCAAGAAUAAAAGAAACACAUGAUAAAGAAACUAUUUUUCUAAACCCUUCAAUUUUUUUUUUAUUCAUGAAUGAAAUUCAUUGAUUGAACAUGUCUUGUUUUCUGUGUUUGUAAAUUCUUCUGUUGUCUGGUCACAUAACUUCUGUUGACUGUAGAUUUGUUUUUGUUGACUCUUGUUAUUUUGCUGUUGGUUAAAUUGAAUCAGCUCUACUUAAGCUGACCUAUAGCAUGGCCAUAAGAGAUCAACUGAAGCAUUUGGUUACUAUUUACAGCUGUGCUCAUCCUAUUGCAACCAUGUUGUCCUAAUAUUUAGGACUUAAACCAUAUUUUAUCAACACCUGGAAGUUUAUUGAAAGAAUCUCAAUUAAACAAUGAAAAUGUUGAUCAAGUACAUAGAAUUUCAGUUAUUAGUUCAUCCUUCAUUAACUCAUCCAUAUUUGAUAUAAGUGACCAGUUGAUUAGUUUCUCUCAGUGUGGUAAUAAUAUCUUGUUUGUGUCAGUCAAUGUAGUACGGUUGUGUAGCCAUGAUAUCAGGUUAAAUUUGUUUGUGAACCUAGUUGUGUGAGCCAUUUUGAUGUGAAUAUGAAAACAAUGUUUCCAUUUGCUGUGAGUUUGUUUUAUUUGUGUAACUGAUUUUGUUUUGAGUUAUCUACUUCUCAUUGAAAAUAUUUCUUCCCUGCCUUUAGUCUGAUUCUUCAAACUUUUAUUUAGGACUUCAUUCAUUAGAUAGUUUAAAACAAACUCAUAAAUCUAUGACUAAAUGCAGUUCAUUCCUCGUAAUAAAAGUCAAUGCUAUUGUCCCAAAUUAUUUUCUUUCUGCUCACACAUUUGUCAAUAUAAUCAUCAUCAUCAUCAUCAUCAUCAAUUUCAGCAAUGCUGUUGCUUUCAUUUCCACACAGUGGUACAUUUCAUUUAAGAAGAAUUCCUCUAAGAUAACUUGGACUUUAGCCAGAAACAUUAAAGUGAGAUUAAAACAGAACCCCAUUUUCCAUUUUAUUUAUGCAUUUAAUUUUUGUUUCCCUACUUCAUUCAUUAAUACUAAACUUUAUAUUAAGUGACCUAUCAUGGAAUGGUAUUAAAAAAAAAAAAAAAAAAACGUUUUGUGUCAUUUUAACAAGGGAGCCAACUGUAUCUUUGUUCAUAGAGAAUGAAUGUCUUUGUAAUGUUGAUGAAAUUCAUGUAAUUCACCUCUUGUUAAUCUUUCCUUUUUCAGAAAACCUGUAGCUAAUUACUUGUUGAAAAAUAAUCUCCUUAUCAUGUAUUUUAAAUCUUCUGUAAAUAAAUAUUUUCAUGGUUA
Octopus bimaculoides (California two-spot octopus) is the source of this 5934-nucleotide messenger RNA. Its product is annotated as protein O-linked-mannose beta-1,2-N-acetylglucosaminyltransferase 1. The record is from RefSeq and is a predicted model, not a curated record. Gene Ontology annotation, cellular component: Golgi membrane. Gene Ontology annotation, biological process: protein O-linked glycosylation via N-acetylgalactosamine. NCBI's taxonomy places the organism in Eukaryota, Metazoa, Mollusca, Cephalopoda, Octopoda, Octopodidae. Gene Ontology annotation, molecular function: beta-1,3-galactosyl-O-glycosyl-glycoprotein beta-1,3-N-acetylglucosaminyltransferase activity.